AUGCGUCAAGUGCUUGAGCAGCUUCCAGAACAAGACUUCAAUGUUCAUUUGGUGGGUACUAGGUCCAUGAUGGAGAACCUGUGCCACUUGUGCCAGAGAUUACCUCAUGUCUUUGAGCUGAUGAAGUGCAAUUUUGCUCUGAGGCCAAGAAUUACUUGUAACGCAACGGCGGCGGUAGCGGCGGCUUCGCCCGGCGGCCCGAGCGGCGGCGAAGGCGGCAGUGGAGGCAGCGGCGGGGCGGUGGUCGGUGGCCGCGUGGAGCUGCUGGUCUUCGGCUACGCCUGCAAGCUGUUCCGCGACGACGAGAAGGCGCUGCAGCAGGAGCAAGGCCGCCACCUGAUCCCCUGGAUGGGCGAGGCCUCCAUCAUGAUCGAUAGAUACGAUGGGCGUGGCCACUUGCACGACCUUUCCGAGUACGACGCCGAAUAUUCCACCUGGAACAGAGAUUACCAAUUGUCCGAAGAGGAAGCCCGAAUCGAAGCUCUCUGUGACGAAGAGAGGUAUUUAGCCUUACGUACGGACUUGCUUGAGGAAGAGGCAAGGCAAGAGGAAGAAUAUAAGAGGCUGAGCGAAGCUUUGGCCGAAGAUGGGUCCUAUAAUGCAGUGGGAUUUACUUACAGUAGUGAUUAUUACGAUCCCUCAGAACCCACUGAGGAAGAAGAGCAGCCGUUCAAGGCCAAAGGUCUCGCUCAAGAUCGCCGAGAAGACGGGCGCACACCCCUGAAAGGCAUCGAGAAGAGAGGAGCGUCCCGACUGCCUACCGUGUGA
Molecule: messenger RNA, 768 nt
Organism: Thamnophis sirtalis
Lineage: Eukaryota; Metazoa; Chordata; Lepidosauria; Squamata; Natricidae
Source: RefSeq, a predicted model, not a curated record